AUGGUUAAUUUAGAUACUAUUGCAACAGAGCAGCGUAAUGUUUCUACAACUAAUAUAGAUGAGUUAUCUACUAUAGAUAUGGUUCGUACCAUCAACGAGCAGGAUAAACUGGUGGCUUUAGCUGUUGAGAACGCUCUUCCUAAUAUUGCUUCCGCCAUUGAUAAGAUUACAACUAAACUUUCCAAGGGCGGCCGUCUUUUCUACAUGGGUGCUGGAACUUCUGGUCGUCUGGGAAUUUUGGAUGCAGUAGAGUGUCCUCCUACCUUUGGUGUUGAUUAUGAUUUAGUUCAAGGAAUUAUCGCAGGCGGCUAUGAUGCGAUUUUCAAGGCUAAAGAGGGUGCUGAGGAUUCUCCUGAAUUAGCUGUAGCCGAUUUAAAAGAGCGUGGAUUUACAUCUUCUGACGUUUUAGUUGGUAUUGCCGCCUCUGGACGUACCCCAUAUACUGUGGGUGGAUUACAGUUCGCAUCCUCUAUAGGUGCUACAUCUAUUGCCGUUGUUUCCAGUCCUGCUUCUCCGAUGUCAGAAGCAGCUCAACUUACCAUCUGCGUUACUCCCGGUGCUGAAGUCAUUACAGGCUCUACUCGACUAAAAGCCGGUACUGCUCAGAAAAUGGUGUUGAACAUGUUAUCUACUGGAACUAUGAUAAAACUGGGCAAGGUAUACGGAAACCUCAUGGUUGAUGUGAAGGCUACAAAUUUAAAAUUAGCAGAACGUGCUAGACGUAUUGUCAUGGAAGCUACUGGCUGUCAGCGUGACGAAGCAAUUACCGCACUGGAACAAGCCAAUGAGAUUAAAGCUAUUGAUGGCGUUCUUGGUAUCUAUGAAAAUUCUCUAGAAAUACAGAUUUUGCUUGGCCCUGGUACUGCUACACAGGUUACAAAUAUCUUUAAUGAGCUUAUAAAGAAACCAAAAAUCGGUGAUGGUAAAGAGCUUCAUGAGCAGAUUCGCGCCAAAAACGCCACUCCAUUUAAACUGCUUUUAAAGAAGAUUUCUAGUAUUUUCAUACCUCUUAUCCCUGGCUUUAUCGCCUGUGGUCUUAUCACCGGCAUACUGAACAUCAUCCUGAAGCUUGACCCUACUAUGGGUGAUUAUGCCUACAUAAAGAUGCUUUCUGUCAUGGGUAAUGCUGUUUUCUGGGGUUUGAAUUUAUUUGUAGGUAUCAAUGCAGCUAAAGAAUUUGGUGGUUCUCCUAUACUUGGUGGUGUCUUGGCUACUAUCCUUACCCAUCCUGCCCUUGCGUCUAUCAUGCUUGGCGAGGAAAUGCUUGUACCAGGGCGUGGUGGUAUCAUCGCAGUUAUCAUGGUUGCCGCUCUCGGUGUCUGGAUUGAAAAAAGAUUACAUAAGAUCAUCCCAGAGAUGUUCGAUCUAUUUAUUACACCUCUCCUCACCAUACUAAUUGCUGGUUUUGCUGCACUUUUCGUAUUACAGCCUAUCGGCGGUGCCAUUUCUACUACCAUCGGAACAGCUGCUACCAUAUCUAUCGGUAAAGGUGGUGCUGUUACUGGCUUUAUCCUUGGCGGAACCUUCCUGCCUAUGGUAAUGAUGGGCAUACAUCAGGCUCUUACCCCUAUCCAUGCUGACCUUCUCGCUACCACUGGUGUUACCAUUCUCCUGCCAGUAUUGGCUAUGGCAGGCGCAGGUCAGGUUGGUGCUUCUAUCGCAGUGUAUUGUAAGACCAAAAAUAAUUUCCUGAAGAAAACCAUCGCCUCUGCCCUGCCUGUUGGUAUCAUGGGUGUAGGUGAACCUCUUAUUUAUGGUGUUACCCUGCCACUAGGCAAGCCCUUUGCCUGUGCCUGCAUCGGUGGUGCCUGCGGUGGUGCUGUUCAGGCGGCAUUUAUGGUUGGUGCCUCCGCCUUGGGAAUUUCUGGACUCCCGCUCGCAGCAACUACUAACAAUAUUCCUGUUUAUCUGCUGGGAAUUCUCACUGCUUACCUCGGUGGUUUUAUCGCCACAUGGUUUGUGGGCUUCAACGAUCCGCCAGAAGAAGACUAA
Cylicocyclus nassatus is the source of this 1992-nucleotide messenger RNA. NCBI's taxonomy places the organism in Eukaryota, Metazoa, Nematoda, Chromadorea, Rhabditida, Strongylidae. The record is from the annotation of a GenBank genome assembly.